Molecule: messenger RNA, 462 nt
Organism: Arabidopsis thaliana (thale cress)
Lineage: Eukaryota; Viridiplantae; Streptophyta; Magnoliopsida; Brassicales; Brassicaceae
Exons: 4
Coding region: 1-462 (153 amino acids)
Source: RefSeq, marked reviewed
AUGGUGAACCAUGGAAAGAAGGAAGCCUGGAUUAUGGCUCUGGACAAGUUCGGGGAUGCAAAUGGGUUACGGUUUCUUUCUAAGGACAUGUCUUCUUAUUCUGCUUAUCUUACUGGUAAUUAUAGCGCUCAUGGUUCUUGGAGUAGGAUAUCUAUUCAGAAAAAAGACAAGACAUAUGUAGAUGUAAUAGAGGCUUUCAUGCAAAAAAGAAGUAGUAGAGGCAUGAGAGGAGGUUCUUCCUGGUGGUCAAAUCGCAUGGAGCUUGCAACAAUGGCUGUUUGCACAGUAACUGACAUGUAUGCCUGUAUGCUUGAGCAAACUUUUGGAAAGGAAACUGUGGUCGCUUUGCUCAAAUCAAAUGGUGUGCCAGAACUGAAAGCCUCCAUGGAAGAAGUGGUGCAAUAUCUUGAAGUUGGAACCUGGUCCUAUUCUCUGCUGAUUGUUGGAAUCUUCCUUCAUUAG